CAACACUCUAAGAGCUUAAAAAGGUUCACAUAAUGGCAAGGAAGAGAAAGGUUUCUGAAGUAGUUGAAGAAGGGAGCAUGGUUUGGGAUGAAAUGAUGAAAGAAGCUGCCUCCCUAGGAGGAGCUAGACGAGUCCGAAAACGAUUUGUCGGUGUUCGACAAAGGCCGUCGGGAAGAUGGGUUGCUGAGAUCAAAGAUACCAUUCAAAAGAUAAGAGUUUGGUUAGGAACUUUUGAUACUGCUGAAGAAGCUGCAAGGGCUUAUGAUGAGGCUGCUUGUUUGCUUCGCGGCGCGAAUACUCGCACGAAUUUCUGGCCUUGCUCUCAAUCUUCAACUAGUCCUGCUCUUUCUUCCAAGAUCACUAAUCUUUUACUCCAAAGACUUAAAGAAAGGAACAUGAAUAUGAGUAUGAAUAUGAGUAAGAAUAUGAAUAACUCUUGUUCAUCGUUUUCUUCGCCGAAAUACACUACUUCCUUGAUCAAUUCUGAGGAGAGUCGGGAGCACCAACGAGUCAAUGAACGACAGGACUAUCACGAGACGGAUAUGCAAAAAGUGGAGGAGGAAACCUAUGGAGAAGUGUCAAAAGAUUUCUCAAUUGAUCAAUUCACCGAUUUUCUCAACGAUCACGAAGAUUAUAGCGCAAGCAACCACGAAUUCGUCAACAACACUGCUCAAUUCGACUACAUUUCAAGUAGUUUCGAAUCAUGUUUAACCGAAAACAAUAUCUGCAAAGGAAACGAGGCCAAUAUCGAAUACAAAUCAAAAUCAAACAAUGUGACACAAACUUCAAGUGGUGAUAGCAAUUCAGAAGAUAGUGAAGAAGAAGUCAAUAAUGAGUUAGGUAUCAUCGAUGUUCCCGAUUUUCGUUUUCUCGAUGAUAUUGCUCCUACUAGUUACUACUCACCUUUUGAGAUUGCUGAAGAAAUGGAAGAGAAAAUGGAGACAGAAGAUUUUUGUGAUGAGCCAUCAAUGAUAAGAGCAGUGAUGAAGAGAAUGAAGUAUGAGAGAAAAUUUUCAGCUUCUCUUUAUGCAUUCAAUGGAAUACCGGAAUGUUUGAAGUUGAAACUUGAAUCAGGAAACAAUAAUAUUUCUGAACAAUUGAACAAUCUUAAGGAAUCAUGUAGCAAGAACAAGAACAAGAUUAAGGUGGAUGAGAAAAAUGAGCAAGUUUCAAUGGAGAUUGAGCAAUCUUGUUCAUUGAGUAGGAAUGAUAGUGAUGUUUUUCUUUGGAAUUCACUUGAUCUUCCUCCUAUUUGUUUUGUUAACUUACUUGAAAAUGGUUCUUUUAAUUAGUAAUGUUAAUUUGAU
This is a messenger RNA of Vicia villosa (hairy vetch), 1307 nucleotides long. Its product is annotated as ethylene-responsive transcription factor ERN2-like. The coding region runs from base 33 to 1292 and encodes 419 amino acids. The record is from RefSeq and is a predicted model, not a curated record. NCBI's taxonomy places the organism in Eukaryota, Viridiplantae, Streptophyta, Magnoliopsida, Fabales, Fabaceae. Gene Ontology annotation, biological process: regulation of DNA-templated transcription. Gene Ontology annotation, molecular function: DNA binding; DNA-binding transcription factor activity. The transcript has a single exon.